Molecule: messenger RNA, 549 nt
Organism: Colletotrichum orchidophilum
Lineage: Eukaryota; Fungi; Ascomycota; Sordariomycetes; Glomerellales; Glomerellaceae
Exons: 3
Coding region: 1-549 (182 amino acids)
Source: RefSeq, a predicted model, not a curated record
AUGCCUUGCGUUCCUACCGUAGUCACAUUCCUGCUUGCCCUCGGCACGAGCAUCGACCUCACGUCCGCCGCGCACGCCGGCUUCCACGUCCAGUACCCAUGGUCGUCCCGCGGUUCGAACCUCUGGACCCGCCCAGACUUGGAUGACUUCAAUCCGUUUUGCCGGGAGAUUGUGCACAACCCCCAAGCGUACGCCCGCGUAUCCCGCACAUUCCUCUCCUUCUCUGGACACCCUGGGGACCUUGUGACAGCUCUCUACACCCGGAACAGGGUGCCAAAGAAGAGGGACGACUUCCCUCAUGUCAUCCUUCAGGAUGUGCCCAUACAGCCUUCGGGACAGCUGUGUCUCAACGUCACGAUACCGUUUCAGACCAAGGUCGACGAGAUGGGAGUCAUGUACUUUGAGGCCAAGGAUCCGGCGACGGGAAAAGUGGAAUACCAUUGCACUGACGUCAGGAUGACUGACACAGAGGCUCUUCCUGAGGAGCAUCCGGCCAUGUGUGCGGCUUUCAAUGAGACGCUUAUUCCAAUGCCGGAUGAGUACCUGUAG